CCCUGAUCACCUCCCUUCCUCACUUGUCGUCUUUUCGUCCCCCUUUUAUCCUUCAUUCGGUUCUAUAUACCGGAUCGCUUUCUUCUUUGUUCCCCCUUUUUGCGGACUGUUUGACCUUUGUGCUCGCCAAGCAUGGCACCCUCAAUCCCGUCCGCUAAGCUGACUCUUUCUUGUCCUCUCUUCGCCGCUGAUUUCGACCCGCGCAAUCCUGGAUUUUUGCUCGUUGCCGGUGGAGGAGGGGAGGGUCGCAGUGGAGUGGGAAACAAAAUCGUCCUUCUCGAUUCCUCUAAACGCCAUACGCUCUCUCCAGUCGUUGAUAUCGACUUGUCGCGCGAUGAAGAUUCGGUGACCUCGCUGGCAGCUGCGCUGCCUACGGAGGACUCGGUCAUUGCCUUGGCCGGCAUCAACAGUUCCGUCGAAGAACAGAAGCGAGAUAACAACCAACAUCUACGGUCCUUUCGCAUCGAUUACCCUCCACGCAAAGCCCUUUCUGGAGCCGAUCAGGUCGUUGAGUCGUCAGAAGACGGCUCGCCUGCUGCGCCGACUCUUGGGAAGACUACGCCCUUGUCGCGCGCCUCGCUCUUCCGCACAGCCAAAGGCUCAAAAACAUCCGACACUUACCAACGCCUUCUGCGCCUUUCCCCGUGGAAGCCCGAUGCGCAGUCCCCUCGCGUAGCUGCCAUCGCAACCGGUCUGGCGGCGACUGGCGAGAUUGUCUUCUUCAGCGCGACCGCUACCCCCGGGCAAUCGGAGGUUAUCGGUCGAGUUCGGCUAGGCAGCGAUGAGGAGGCCGAGGACAUUGAUAUCAUUGAAUUAGACGACGAGACGGGCACCUUCCGCUUUGCCUACAGCAAUGGUGUCGAUGUUAUUGUAGGCCAAGUUGCUGCGGGAACUCGCUCAAAUGCCACGCCGGACAUGCAGUGUAUUUAUACGACACCGGUCCCGGAGAAGGGGCCGCGGACUAGGCCGAAAUUCCGGGCGUUGCGCUUCCUUUCGCCAACCAGUCUACUCCUUCUGCAGAACUCUCCCGACCGUAAGGGCUGUGAGCUGAUGAUCCUUGAUCUCCGAAAUGCGCUGCAAAAAACCACCGAGAAAGCAAGCAUCAUCCGGCGUAAAAAGCUUCGCAAGACCAUCAAAAUCGGUCUUGGUUUGGAUGUCUGCCUUCUAGGCUCUGGGAGCGACGACCCCGUUAACCAGCAGCAGCAGGCCAUCAUCGCAGUCUCUGGAAGCGAUCAAUCCAUCGAGCUUCUGACCCUCGAACUCAAUCCGCUCAGCAGCCGGGGCGGCUACGGCCCUCUCCGUCACUAUACUACUCUCCCCGACGUGCACCCAUUUUCCAUGACCAAGCUUUGCUUUGCUCCCUUCCAUUCACCCCUGCACCCGGUGUCGGCCGCGACUCCUCCGCAAUGCGUUCGAUUGGCCUCGGUCAGCAUGGGCAAUACGGUCGUCGUCCAUACUCUCCCACUCUCGCCCUGCCCCCCCACUAGCCGCAAUCCUCGCUACGUCUUGUCUAUGCCUGGAGAAUCUGAGAUCUGGACCAAUUUCUCCAGCGGGUUUGCCGCCCUUCUCUCCAUCCUCAUUGUCUGCUUCGUCCUGCAGGCGUUCACCGAGAUUCGGGGAGCAAUGCCUCCCUACCUCGGUGCUACCGAAUGGCUCCCCCCGCAUAUCCGGGACGCUGUAGCUCGACCAUAUUACCCUCCUCCUUCCCCACUUCCGCCCUCCCCUCUCCCCCCGGCUGACCUCUCAACCUCGUCCCCGGGAUCACUUGUGGUGGCCAGAGCCCCCAGCAACAGCCCCAUAUGCGCAUCAUUGACCCCCUCCCCCAUUCCUAUCCUCGCACCGGGCAAAUCCUCGUUCAUCUCCUGCGAUCCAGCUACGAAUCUGCUACUUGUGGACUCCACCCCAGCAGAUUCCGUCUCAUCCUACCGCCGUUGGCGAGAUGUCCAAAAGGCCGACCGCGCUCGGUGGACUCGGGGGCUGACCGAGGCAUGCUACGGUCUGUUGCCCGCGUCGGAUCUGGAGUCCGAGUCCGCGUCGGAUGACGAUUCUGUUCCGACCGGUGUGUUCUUCGGGGAUCUGUGUCCUACCAACCCUGUUGAAGACCUGUCUUGAUUGUUUGGCCUCCUUCUUCCUGCGGCUCUUUCUGCCCUCCCCGCAUUUUAUACACUAUUCUUAUGAUAUCGGGUUCAUCAAAUUCGAGGCUUAGCUGGGAAAUCAAGAUAUAAUGAAAUUGAUGCUGCCUGCCCUGCGUUGCUAGGCUUAAAUUAAGAAACAUCACUGAACGGUGAUUAAAGGUUUGGCUGGGUCGAGUGAUAUGUUUGUAUAUACUCGCUUGGUUAUUGCCGCAGUCUUGAAAAUAUAUAGUACCACAGCGGUUCGCCUGAA
Messenger RNA from Aspergillus aculeatus ATCC 16872, 2385 nucleotides. RefSeq lists its product as uncharacterized. Gene Ontology annotation, cellular component: endoplasmic reticulum membrane. The coding region runs from base 133 to 2112 and encodes 659 amino acids. The record is from RefSeq and is a predicted model, not a curated record. Gene Ontology annotation, biological process: protein secretion. Gene Ontology annotation, molecular function: GTPase activator activity; protein binding; guanyl-nucleotide exchange factor activity. The transcript has 3 exons. NCBI's taxonomy places the organism in Eukaryota, Fungi, Ascomycota, Eurotiomycetes, Eurotiales, Aspergillaceae.